Messenger RNA from Acanthoscelides obtectus, 977 nucleotides. The record is from the annotation of a GenBank genome assembly. Lineage: Eukaryota; Metazoa; Arthropoda; Insecta; Coleoptera; Chrysomelidae.
GAAAAAUCGCUUCCUUAAAUUUUGACAUCCGAUUAGAAAACACCCUGCAUACGAAGUAGAGGAAGUGAAAUACUGACCACACGACUAUAUAGGGUUAAAGUACUAAAAGCUUUUGCAAGCUACGCCAAUGACCAUAUAUCUGACCUAAAGAUCUUUCUCAAUUACAAACAGCAUUCAUGUGAUAUCAUUAUCUAGUCUUUUAGGAAAGUUGUGUAGUGAUACAUGUACAUAUAUUAAAAAUGGAAUGUAUUAAGAUAAUCUAUUUGGUGCUUGCAUUUAUUGCCGUUUCCGAGUCAGCUCCAGCUGUCCCAGUCGAUUUAGUUCCAAGUGAAAAUGUAGACCAAUAUGCUGAGGAUAUGAAACAUCGCUACUAUAUUGGUUUGGAAUGUCUGCAAAAUACACGUGCUAACAUUCAGUCUAUAACGAAGUCGAUCCAGUCGCCUUUGAACCCCACUCAAGAUGAUAAGUACAAGGACUUUCUGACAUGUAGCUUCAAGAAGCAAGGCUUUCAAGCAUCGAAUGGCAAGAUGCAGUUUGACCAUCUCAAAGAUUUCUUAUCAAGGUAUUAUACCAUGAAUGACUUGAAAGUUAUAGAGGAAUGCAAAUCUGUGAUGGCUAAAACCCAUGGAGAGAUAGCCUUCGAAUCUAUGAAGUGCAUCAUGAGGAAAUUAGUUAAUCUAGUAGAAAAGGGAGAUGAUAAUAAUGACAUAUAGUUGAACAUUGUCAUGAAGUAUAAAGAAAUAUUGGAUAUUAGGGAUAAAGAAAUAAAAAUGCUAUAAUCGUACGAUCAAUAUAAUUAUAAUUAUAAAAAUACUUGUACAAAGCACUCACAUAUUAAUGGUAGAACAUAUAUAAGAGUGGUACUAUAAAAUAAAUCUACCUAGCCAUGAAACAAAAGACGUAAGAUUUAUUUGAUAAUUUUAGUUUUCAAUAUAUACAUCAAUGCACUUGCACUACUUUUCCUCCAAUGAUCCUUA